Messenger RNA from Moneuplotes crassus, 1532 nucleotides. Lineage: Eukaryota; Ciliophora; Spirotrichea; Euplotida; Euplotidae. The record is from the annotation of a GenBank genome assembly.
AGCAAAUAAUAUAUUUAGUAGAACAAAAAUGUCGUUCAAAAUUAAUAUCAAACUCUCAGGCGUGGGAGAAAGCUUUGAAGUAGAAAUUCAGCUAACAGAUACAGUCGAGACUAUAGUACAGAAGUGUGCUGACGCUAGAGACGACUUGGAAGCUAGCAGGAUUACUCUUGUAUUUAAGGGAAGAAUCCUCAAAGUUGAUAAGACCGUAGAAGGAUUAGAGCUGAAGGAAGGAGAUACUAUUCAUUUGGUUAGGAAGCCAGGGGCUAAGAAGAAGCCAGCACCAGCAGCAGCUGCUGCUGGAACUCCAGCAGCUGGAGCUACGACAGCUGGGUCUACUGCUACUCCUCCAACUGGAGGAGCAACUGGAGCGUCUGCUGCUGGUACAGCAGGAGCUUCUAACCCAUUUGCAGGACUAGGAGGUCUUGGCGGACUUGGUGGCCUUGGAGGAAGUAUUCCUGGUAUGUCAGCAGGAGGUGGUCUUUCUGGAAUGGGAGGAAUGAACCUUGAUCCAAGCACUAUUCAAUCAAUGAUGAACAAUCCUAUGUUCCAAAAUAUGAUGGACCAAAUGAUGUCUAAUCCAGAAUUUAUGAGCAAUAUGAUUGACAAUAAUCCUACUUUAAGGCAAAUGUCUGAGCAGAAUCCUCAAGUAAGAGACUUACUUUCGAACCCUGAUUUGAUGAGAAGCAUGAUGACACCUGAAGCCAUUCAAGCUUCAAUGAAUUUAAUGAACAAUGCAAAUUCAAAUAGCAUGUUUGGUACUAUGUCUGGAGCUCCCGGUAGUAUGGCAAUGCCAGGGACUGCUUCUUCUGGUUCUAGUGGAGCUGCUUCAGCAGGAACUGCAGAGAGCUCAGCAACUACUCCUGCUGCUACUGGCACUCCCGAAACUACUACUGAAGCUACAGGAACUACUGAAGCAUCAGCACCUGCAGCAUCUACUACUGGAACUGCAGCAGGUUCAACAACUUCAGCAACAGGAACAGGUGCAACAGGGGCCGGAGCUACAGGAACAGGAGCAUUGCCAGGUUUAGGAGCUUUCGGUGGCCUUGGAGGUGCUGGAGCUACUGGAUCAGCGACAGGAACUGGUGCUGCUGGAGCAGGUGCUUUUGAUUUCAACUCAAUGCUUGGAUCCCUAGGUGGAAUGGAAGGAUUAAAUAGCAUGAUGCAAAACAUGGAUCCUCAAACAAUGCAAAACUUAAUGAACUUAAGUUCUUCUAUGGGAGGAGCUGGUGCAGCUGGUGCAGGUGGUGCAGGUGGUGCUGGUGGUGCUGGUGGUGCUGGAAUGGGGGCAUUCCCUGGAUUUGGUGCUUUCGGAGCUCCAGGAGGAGCAAGUGCAUCUACAACCCCAGCAGCUUCUACUGAACCAGAGCAAGAUCCUAAAGAAAAAUAUGCUACACAACUCCAGCAAAUGAAAGAUAUGGGAUUCACUGAUGAAGCAACUAACAUUGAAAUGUUAAAGCAAUGAAAUGGAAAUGUCACAAUUGCAGUUGAGAGAUUAUUGUCAAUGCUUGGAUAAACUUAUGUAUGAAUAUUCU